Prorocentrum cordatum is the source of this 345-nucleotide messenger RNA. The record is from the annotation of a GenBank genome assembly. NCBI's taxonomy places the organism in Eukaryota, Dinophyceae, Prorocentrales, Prorocentraceae.
AUGCGUGCCCUGGGAUUCGGUGGUCGAUUCUUGGUGAUCGGGUUUGCGUCGGGAGGCACUCAGCCAGACAGAGCAAUCCCGAGGUUCCCAAUUAAUUUGGCAUUGCUGAAUGAACGUCAAAUACAAGGAGUCCUCUGGGGCACAUGGAAGUUCAAGAAUCCAGACGCCAACAGGAGAAACAUCAACGACCUCGUUGCGAUGCUGUUGACAGGUAAACUGCGGCCAAAGACACCAAAGGUGUACCCACUAGAAAGGUUCAAAGAGGCGAUGGACCUCAUGAUGAACCGCCAGGCCAUCGGCAAGAUCUGCAUCGACACCACAGGCAACACUGCUUCGAAGUUGUGA